Porites lobata is the source of this 6871-nucleotide messenger RNA. The record is from the annotation of a GenBank genome assembly. Lineage: Eukaryota; Metazoa; Cnidaria; Anthozoa; Scleractinia; Poritidae.
UUUCUGAUAAGCUUGCCUCCAGCUCCAGAUGUUUAUCAGGAAUAAAAAGUAAAAAGUGCGUUAUUCAGUGUGACAGGUUAGACAAGGAAACAUUACAAAUUCAAGAACAUGGAGCUCAGCCGUUUCACUCCAAUUGGCGGGUAAGAUCAAAAGAUACUUUGUGGUAUUCAUGGUUUCGUUUCCGGGUUCAGCAUCAUGAGACAAUCAGUCGUUAAAGCUUCAAGAAUGCAUGUUUCCUGAGAAUUCGAAGUCACAAAAGGACAACUGUUAGGGAGUUAGACCUGCAAUAAUGUUUUGUGCAUUUUGGGAGACUUUUUGAUAUCUUAGCACGUUCCAGUUCUGAUCAGAUCCUAAAAUGUCCCCUGAAUAACUAAUCCUCUGUUACUUCUGGCAUGAUUAUAAUUAUAUAUGGACAGCUACAUUCCCGUCAAUCCAGCUGAAGGUGUUUAUAUAUCAAGAGGUGAGAUAUGCUAGAAUUUGCACGUCCAAAGUUGCCUUCAUAAAUAGACCCCGCGGUCUGUCAUUACGUCUCAGACAACAAGACUUUGAAACAAAAUCUACCUCAGAAAUCAUUUAAUAAAUCCUUCAAUCGCCGUGGUCUUAUCGUCCGAGAAGUACGGUGCAGCCCUGGGGGAGAUGAGAUUAGCAAUCCAGGCUUGAAUUGCACCAUAAUAUCCCUACAUCACUUAUUUAUUACUUAGAUUUUUAUUUCAGUUGUAUCUUGGUACGUUUACGCGCACAGUUUUAUUUUGUGCGCGUGAAUUAUUUACUGUAUUCAUUUAAUUGACGUGUACAUUUAGUUCGUUGAAUAACGUCUUGAGUUUAAUUUGCGUUAUUUUCCUCACUUAUAUGUGUUGUCCGUGACUGUGCGCUCACAUUGGGUGAGGCCCCUCCUAACAUGCUUUGCGAGUAAUAGUUGGUAUAGGAUUUAAUGGAGCUGAAACAAAUUGUGGAAUUGCACACAUUUGAUGCAUCCUACUGAUGAACAGUCACGACAUGUAGAUAUAUCUUUUAGCAACUACUAUAAUUUGCCGUUUGUCCACUUUAUAAUCAAGCGCCCUCGUUGACGUUCUAUCCACGCGCGCGCUUUUUAUCACCAUGAAAUGAGAAUUCAGUUACGGUGGAACUAAACUGUCUUCGGAAAAAAUAGCCAAUGCAUUGCUUCGGAGCUCAGAAGAACAUUACCAAAGGAUUGAAACAUGGAUUUUAAGUAAAUAAUGAUUAUGUGACUACAAUAUAGUAGCUUCGACUCCUUUGCUUGUACUUACACGUUUCUCUAUCGCUUUUUUAUCCCCUCAGCUCCACCAACAUGGAGGCGAAUAAGCACCCAGAACCAAAAGCUGAGUUUAGUGACAGCAAGAGCUAUAAUUUUGUGGGGAAAAAGUUUCCCCGACAAAAGACCAAGAUCACUGUUAUCAUUAUCUUAGUUGUAGUUCUUUUGCUUGGUGCUGUGAUUUCCAUCAGUUUGUAUUUUGCAUUGAGAAAAACGGCGAAAACAGCUUCAACUCGUCUGGUUGAAGUAAAAUUGGACAAAGGCGAGACUCUGGCAUAUAAAGUGGAUCAGCAGAUAGAAAUUCAAGGAAACGGUGCACAGAAGGGUAUGUCUUUUUCAAGUUCAGUUUUAAUGAGGCAUAACGUAAUGUUUUACUAACUCCACUUCACUCCUUACUGGUAAUGACUCAGUAAGCAUAUCGUGCGUAAGUUCCUCCUCAAAUGAAACCCGGAUAUCAGAGUUUUAUACUUAUGCUGGUUCAACUGCCCGAGUGUCCCGAUUGGACUUGUGUUCACCUGAACCUUUCGAGAUCAAAAUAGCUGUUUUAAACACCUGUGCAGGCGUAUUUUUCGGGAGAGCACUUAGUAGAUUAGGAAGAAUACAGUGAUAUCAUUGUGGUGGGCCUAGCAGGGUGAGGGAAGGAAGUAGUAUUUUCCUAGCCCCGUCUACCUGGCUCUGCCCUUUCGGACUCGACAACAAACCUCGGCUGAGUUGGUCGAAAGAUCGAACAGCGCAAAUCCAGGGCUAGCUAAAAUGCCCGCCGCGGGGGAGAGGGGGACGGACAGAGGCACUCAAGGGAAGUAAGGGUAGAGGUGUGCCCCAGGGGGGAAUCCCAUAUGAAAGGGGCGGGGAUGCUCGUCGGCAAUUUUAAAUUAACCCCUAAAGGAGACCAAUCUGGGCGUGGCCCAACCUUUUUUUGACCCCAAAAAGAGACCAUUUAAAAUUGAAUAAAUAAAACGAAUCGAAAAUAUAUAAUUUUUUUUCGCGUGCAGCCCUAAAAGAGACCUUUACGGCUAAAUAUAUUGGCGUUUUGACCAGAGCAUCCUAAGUGAGUUCAAAAUCCGAAAUUUUCACCCCUAAGCGAGACGAGACCACGAGCAUUCCCGCCCCUUUCAUAUGGGAGUCCCCCGUGGGUGUGCCGCCAACUCAUUCAAUCCCUUACCCUGUUAAAGGCAUUUUGCUACCCCGUUUAAGACAAAAGACCUUAGUUUUGACCUGAUUCAUGAGUUCUGCAUGCAGCAUUUUAAAGGGAUCAAUAUUUUAAACUGGCAUCAUGGAAUUAAAUUUUUUGUGGAAAAAAAAGUCUUUGUACCACAAAUGUAUGGCUAACCUUCAUACUGUUAAAGACGCCAAAUAGUAAAAUUUUAUACCCUAACUGAAGAGACAUAUGAUUGGCUAUCACUCAACCCUCUUGCUCUUGAAACAACAGAUCUCAGAGAAGAUCUAAAAAUAUCUUUAGAGGGAUUGAGAUAGGUGUAGCGCCCAUAUGGGAGAUUAAUUCUCUGAGCUUUAUUCUCUCUUAGCGGAACUUACCCCUUUAGACCAGAUAAAGGAGUGCCCUUUGGAGUUACCAAGCCAGCUUAUACGCUCUUUUUGUAGUUAACCCACGGGGUAACUGCUAACCAAGCAUCGAGGAACUCAGCCUCGUUUUUGUUUUUGUGUUUGCAGCUAACAUCGGUGCGAUAGUUGGUAUCCAGGUCCUUAACAAGACAUCCGAAGAGUACUGGUUUCUAGUGAAAUUCAAUCUGUCAUUGUUGAAUGGGAACAUGAACAUUAAAAAAGAAAAGGCGUUCUUCCUAAUUCGCCUGCAAAUUGAUUUAAGGUUAGUAAUACGAUACCUUGAAUAUCGAACUCUGUUCCUGCUGACAAAAAGAUACUGACGACAAGACCAAUCAAAGUGUUCGAGGUCAAUGAACAAUACCGUAGGCCUCCUCUCAAAUAGACGCCUCAAGUCUAAUAAACGCCCGUCUUACGAUGUUAUGUUUGUAUUAAACGCCCCAUGUCGAACUGAAGCCCCCCACCCCCCGCCAGGCGACAAUUAUCCCACAAUACUGGCAUGGAAUCUAGCAAAAGGGCAAAAAUCAUUCAAUUUAUUCAGUUUCUUGUUUAUCCUAUUUUGUUCAAUAUCAACUUCAAAGUAAGGAUAGGCUAACGAUGAGAACACCAUAACCCUGAGCGAGGAUUCUGACAUCGAAGUUGAGAUUUGAACUGAAGCGAUAUCGAUCUCUAGAUGGCCUAGACCUAGCUAUCGAUGAAUGGACUAGACAACUGCAAUUUAUAAACUCUCUGGAUAUUUUCGCAAAGCAAGUUAUAUACUUUGGUUGAGUUCUUCAAAGUUCUGAGCAUAAAUGCCUCUCAGUACCGGCUUGUACGCCUCCUCUUUAUUAAACGCUCCCUGCUAGACCACAAAAACUGAAUAAAUGCCUCGGUAUAAAAGCGUGUUUUUGUAACUGUAAAAGCAGCAAACUGAAAAGCCUUUGAGGAAGGUCGCAACAAUUUGGUGUGGGUGACGGGGGAAAAUCGCAUCGCCCUGUGUUCUCGAGGUUCCACUUAAUUUCCACCUCCAAUUCGCACGCCUGCCACACACCCAUUGAAGAAGCACUGAUCACUGAGAAGUUCUAUUCAAAAAUGGGCAACACUGACUCAUGAAGUCACGUUUUGAUGUCUCUAACGUAUUUGCAUUUCAGGACACCAAAAGACCAACCAAAGAAAAGCACUGAGUCGUUUGAUGUCUAUGGGCAUAGUCACAUUAACCAGGAAUUCCUACGACUGGUGUAUAAUAUUCUCAAGCAACUACUUCCAACAGUGCAAUACGACCUCUACGAAGACGUGGAUGGAGAAAAAUCAGAUUCACUGGUUCCCGAAGAAUCUCCUUUGCUUCCUGGCCCGGUAAAAAUGCACCGAAAAGCAGACACUUCAGAUGAAAACUCAGUUUCGAUCAAAAAUCAUUUCAGCCGUGAAGACUUUCAGGAUUUGCCAACAGAAAUCGAUCUGGAUCUGAAGUAUUCUGAUCACGCCGUCAUUGAUAAGAGCAAGGGAGUGAUCACGGAGAGCCACUGUAACUUUACCCAACAACUAAAUCUUGGGGAACCAAUACACAACAAGGGCGGUGUUAAAGUUUCUUCGAUGAAAGUGUCCCUGACGAGCCAUAUUUCGCUUGUCGAUCGCGAAUUUAAAGACCUCAUGGACACCGAAAACGUUAGCUUUCCAUUUUUCGUGAAACUAGUUGUUCCAAAAAAAAAGGCUACCUUUGCUCUUUACGAUAGGCCCAGUGGAGUUUUUAAUUCCAGUCAAACGCCGUCCCCGAGUCGAUCACGUAGAGCCACCGGUUACGUCCCUUGGCGAGAAGUGAGUUCGUCCAACCUCGAUUUUGAGCAUCCAUUUACUUUGUUUGAGAAAAAAGUGGUUGGGAUUGAUGUUAAAGGAGAGGGAAUGAUAUGGAUACAUGAUAACGAGGACAAGGAAAUAGGAGUCAGUUUUCGUCUUUCAAUCGCUGGCAGGACUCUACCUGAUAUACUUUACUUGAGGUACCCAAGAAGUGAAAUGGAGGAUGGACAAAGCAAAAAGAUAGAGCAUCGGUGGAGCAAAGCAUUAGUAAGUAUUUCCUGCUUUAUAAGUAGCUACUAAAAUAUAAGAAAAUAAAGACAUUGGCUAGUGUCUUUUAAAUGAAUGAUCCCCGCGCGCUUGUGUGUCAACUCAAGUGUCCCAAGAAUAAAUUACUUGGGUUACAAAUCAUCACAUACUAUAAGCAAACGAUCAUUUCAAAUAUAAUUUAUUGUUUUGGAGCCCUUGAGUUCACAAUUACCGGCGCGUAGGGUAAAACUACUCGUUUGAAUUCCAGAACUAAUGAGUAUUUACUUCCGUAUGAAAGCCAGUCACACCCGCUACGCAUUAUUAUUGAACCAUGCUCUUGCAAAAGAUGAUCUUCUUAACUCACUCUCUAACCAUGUUAUACCAAACGUAUGAAAUAGUAACAGUCCCCAUCCACCACUAAAAUCAAACGUUUCUUUGAACUCAAUGUCCAAUAUUUUAACCGCCCUCGUCCCUUUUUUUCUAUGCAGUCCAUUUCUGUUCCUGUUCACAUCUUGAAAAUUGGAGUGACGUUUAGCCUCAGUUUUGAAGUGAGUAGUCAGCUGUCUUUUCCUUGGGACCAGAAUUCAGUCAAUCCCCUCAAGCUAGCGGCAGAGGUAAAUGUUUUAUGAUUUCGCUGCUCCCAGUCUAAUGUGGUGCUAAAAAACAAAAGCUUUAGUGCUUCGCUCUGAAGAAAGGAACAGCACUGUAAACGCAUGCUCAUCCGCUUCCUUUUUUUUUUUUUUAGCUAUAUUGCAAUUCCAAGGGACAUUGUCCAAAAUACAGUCCAACCUCCAUGUGCGACCACCUCUCGUACGCGACUACCUCCCAUUAUCAAUUAUCCAAAACACCAAAAUUUUCCCAACUCAAACCCUUAAAGUUGAAAGCUCUCGUAAACGAACACCUCUCGUAAGCGACCGCGACCAUUUUGUAGGAUGACGGUUUUAGAAUUUUUUAUUUUUUACUUCUCCCAUCCGAUACAAUGGUCUGAUAUUCGUAUUCGCUGUAUGUACUACGCCACUCAGAGCGUGAGAAGACCUCUAGAGACAAAAUGGAUUUAUAGAUAUCGUGACCUAAAAAUUUCACGCGAUACAUUCUCUCCAAAAAGUAAAUGUGUCCGGACUUACCCUGGUAAAAGACCUCCUGUAGUCCGACUCUCCCUUUUACUUCCCCUGCACAUGAAUUAUCACUGAAUAUCGGUAUUAUUCUUUGGCUGCCACUAUCGUUAAGGAAACAGUUAAGGUUAUCUUUCAAUAACAAAAUUUUGUAACCCUUUAUUAUUAGAUUGAUCCCUCAGCCGAAGUCACAGCAAGCAUUGAAGGAUACGUGUCAGCGCACUUUAUCCGCGGUGGUGUAGACGGAGAUGGCACAUUAGUACGCGUCGGUCUACCUGUGAUGCUCUCCUACCGUGACAACCGUGACCCCAGAAACAAGUGGUGUGUAGACCUGUCCGUCCACCUGACCGCUCUGAAGCUGAGUGCUGACCUCUUCUAUCAAAAGCGGCACUGGCUGCACUGGGGUACAAGGCAUACCCUGUAUGAGUUUGGCAAAUGGGAUGCCAUACAGCGGACUUGGAAGGAACUAGAGAGAUGCGGUUAGGCGCGCAUGAUGAUGAUGAUGAUGAUGACACCUUUAUUAAAGUGUCAAAACUGUAAUAGCGGUGUAUAACCACUACGUGGGGACACUAAAUAUUGUAGAUCGUCCUUUGCUCGCAUUAAUCUUCCUUUCCAAAUUCUACAUUAAAAGUUUGAUAACUGAAAAAGAUGCUACAUAAAACAUAAAUCUUGACAAAAUAAGUAUUAGGCGCGGCUUUUGUUUUGUAUUACGUAAUGCUAGUUGAAAGUCACCUUUUGGGGUUUUUCAUGGUUUUACAUCUUAGUUUAGCCUUAAUUAUUCAAAUUUUUUAUUUGUAUUCUAUGUUAAUUUCCUUCUCUAAAACAUCCUUAAUCCUUCAUAGUUAACUAACUGUCGUGUUCGACAAUUAAAAAAAACAAUAUUUUCAUUGAGUUUACGGAAUGAAAUAUAACA